Messenger RNA from Bursaphelenchus okinawaensis, 318 nucleotides. The record is from the annotation of a GenBank genome assembly. Lineage: Eukaryota; Metazoa; Nematoda; Chromadorea; Rhabditida; Aphelenchoididae.
AUGCGCAAGAUCAAGCGUAGUCUCAGGCUUAAACAUAAACUCCAACUCAUAGUCAAGCGCUCAGGCUCAAGCUCAGGCCCAGGCUCAGGCUCAGGCUCAGGCUCAGGCUCAGGCUCAGGCUCAGGCUCAGGCUCAGGCUCAGGCUUAGGCUCAAGCGCAGGCUCAGGCUCAGGCGCAGGCGCAGGCUCAUGCUCAGGCUCAGUUUACAUGCACAUGCACAAACUCAGACUCGAUCUCAAGCUCAGACAAAAGCUAAAAUUCAGAUUAGAGUUAAGACCAACGCUCCAGUUCAUGCUCAAAAUCAACCUUACGCUCUAA